UAUGCAUAAGUAUACAGUCUACAGUCUUUUAACAGCUGACUGGUCAUAUUUGUUUCAAUUAUAAUAAUAAAUUUUACAAAUUUUGCGUAAAAGUCGAAUAUUUUACAAAGUGAGAUUGACGCAAAUAACGAUUGCAGUGCAAUCAUGACGUCUCGUAAGCGAAGCGGAAGUGGUUCUUCUAAACGACCAAAGGAGAAAGUUGUUUACAUCUAUGAAUUAUUCUUCAGGGGUGAAGAUCCUACAUCGGAAAGCCCCGAGUUCUGGAACGAAUUCUUUCUGCUUCAGCCUAAUGUAGAAUCAUUAGAAGCUGAAAUAACGAAACUUUCAUGCGAACAGUUUAUGCUAGUUAAUAAAAAUGUGAAUUUACUAUUUCAGAAAAGCAUUGAAAUGCUAGAAACAGAUCAUCCGAAACGUUUGUUCAAUAGCCUUCAAACUUUGGGUGCAUUAUUUUAUGCCAUAUUUAAAAAGUCUAUUGCAGACUCCUCUUUCAAUUUCUUAAAUGAAAUAUUUGGCUACGAGCAAAUGGAUAAAAGUAUGCGGCAGCUAAUGAACAACUGUAAUCAAGUACUACUGGGUGAAGUAGCUGAAAGUGCCCGAUUCAUGUGCCUGAAGCUUUUGUUAUUGAUUGUGACUGGUACAGAUAAUGUUAGUCAAAACGUACUGUUAGAGUAUUUAACGACGCAUUCACUUUUUAAUGAUUUCGUUCGUUUAUUGAGCGAUCCGUCAUUGCGUUGUCAGCAUGGUCACGAUGUCGUUAUUUUGCUGACAAUUUUGGUUAAUUAUAGGAAACAUGAAACAACUAAUCCUUACGUGGUCCAGCUAUCAAUUCUGGCAGACGAAAUGGCUCUGAAUGGCUAUGGGCAAAUGAUAUCCCAAUCACUGAUUGAUUUUUGUCGUCAGUAUAUGCAAAGCCUAUCAAAUGUCCAGUCCUCUUCUUGGUUUUCGUCCUUGUCAAAUAUUGUUGGUAAUAUGUUUGUCUCAGACGAAGGCUGUGAACGUGUGCAACAAAUCAAAGCUAAUAAUGGGCUUUUGCUAGCUCUUUAUGAAGCUGUUCACCUUAAUCGCAACUUUAUUACAACUCUAGCUCACACUCAAGCCGAAUCGAGUGCACCUCCAUCACCUAGUAACACUUUAAAUCUAACACAACCAGUACCAGAUUUGACAACUGCUCCUAUAAUAGAUAUGACUCAAUAUCCGACCAAUUUGUUGGUGGCAGUUUUUCAAUAUUGUUCCAUAGUAAUGCAAGAUAAUAAAAAUGAAUCCAGUGUUGCUAAUCUAAAGCUCUGCUUUCUUAUAUUGACGUGCAUAUCUGAGGAUCAAUAUGCAAACUCGAUGAUGCAUGACAGUAAUUUAACAUUUAAAGUAAUGCUGCAUCGCGCUCAAAUGCGUCAUCGCAAGCUACACGUUGAUCGUGUGGGUAAAUCUCAACCACUGGCGGCCACUCUACUAGAUUUACUUGUUGAGUUCAUCGUUUCACACUUGAUGAAGAAAUUUCCCAUGGAAUUAUAUCUACUUUGCGUUGGAGUCAUUCAUCGUGUACUAUGCUAUCAAAAGCGUUGCAGGGUCCGAUUAAAUUACCCCUGGAAAGAGUUAUGGUCGGCGUUAAUCGGUCUUCUCCGCUUUCUUGUAAACCAGGAGCAAACUCUAGUGAAAAAGUGUAACAUAUUUUACCUUUCGCUACAGGUGGUAAAUAUUUUCAAUUUAUUUAUUACCUACGGAGAUACCUUCUUGGCAACCACAAAUAGCUAUGAUGAAUUGUAUUAUGAAUUAAACAGAGAAGAAAAAGUAUUUUCCGAAAUACAUGCUAUGGUGCUACGUUAUACAACUAUGACAGAUUGUGAAUAUAAGGAAGAUGUCAUCAAACUGUUGAAUGCGCUCGUCAACAUUUUGGCUAUUGUAAAACAUUUUCAAAAUAAAAUAAAGGAAUGGUUGGCAGAGCAAGGUUUAUCCACACCAACAGAGGAUCAGAUAUUAGAUGUAGUCCGAAAGAAUUAUGAUCUCACACUGAAACUCCAAGAUUCGCUUGACCAUUAUGAACGGUAUGCUGAAGCACCUCGACAUAGCGCCUUUUUUAAAUCGAUGGUUAGAGAUGUGGUCAUCGAUACCCGCAAACAUAUAUACGAUUAUGUAAAGGAAGCUGUUUCUAUUAUACCAGAUCAAGAUGUUACAUUAAACACAGCCGUAAUAACUAUCCAAAACUCCUAAAUGAAGCAGUAUAUUUUUUUUAUAGCUGACAUAGUCAACAAAUGACAUAACGCAACGAUUUUGUAUAUUCCAUUAUAUUCUAAAUAAAAUAUGACAUUACUUCCCUAA
Ceratitis capitata (Mediterranean fruit fly) is the source of this 2313-nucleotide messenger RNA. Its product is annotated as UPF0668 protein C10orf76 homolog. Lineage: Eukaryota; Metazoa; Arthropoda; Insecta; Diptera; Tephritidae. Bases 145 to 2205 code for a protein of 686 amino acids. Gene Ontology annotation, cellular component: cytosol. The transcript is spliced from 7 exons. The record is from RefSeq and is a predicted model, not a curated record. Gene Ontology annotation, biological process: regulation of Golgi organization.